Daldinia childiae is the source of this 1269-nucleotide messenger RNA. RefSeq lists its product as uncharacterized. The record is from RefSeq and is a predicted model, not a curated record. Bases 1 to 1269 code for a protein of 422 amino acids. NCBI's taxonomy places the organism in Eukaryota, Fungi, Ascomycota, Sordariomycetes, Xylariales, Hypoxylaceae. The transcript has 4 exons.
AUGCCUUCCAUGUUGCGACUCCUGCGAUUACGACCGAAUAUCAUUUCCCUUGCUUCGAGAGCUAAUCGGUCAAAUCAGCCCAGUUCUCAAAUUGUCCAUGUGCAUAGAGUCAAUAUCCGGCGAAAAUGGUUCAAGCCAAUGAAUUUUAUAGUCGCUGGGUGCAUUUAUUAUAUGUGCUACCAAGUAUAUACGUCGUCUGUUCUUGGUACCCUUGGUAGGUGGCUCGACGAUCAAGAAAAGCACCUAACCGAGGCGGAACGGCAAGAGAUAGAAGAAGCAGAAGAUAUAUUUAUUCCGCUCCCCUUCACCAUGAGGAUGGUCGCGUCCGAACCCUACAAGAGCACCGACCCGGAGUGGCAAGCCUUUGUCAGAGUUAGUAAAGAUAGAGAAAAAGUGAGGGGCAUUCAGAGCGGACUCGCCGAUCUUGUUCGCAAAACCGCAUCAACACAUCCCAUGCUUCUCCGGAGGUGCGGUGGGAACAUGAAACUAGGACGGUAUUGGCUCGACAUACAGUACCCAUCUCGACCACCGCCGACGUUCGUUCGGAAAGGAAUAUCAAUAGGUGACGACGGUACUUAUAUCGCAGAGGAAACUGUCGAUACCGUGACUGCUAUCCAAGUGCGACGUGCACUUUGGCCAAGUCCACUCACUAUGUCAUUAUGGAGCUUCUCGGGAGCGUUAUUAAAGCAGAAUGUUUUGAAUUUUGCUAAGCUAUUUGGAUACGCGCCCACUCAUCCGGAUACCUCAUUUCAACAGGCCGUCGAAAAGCUGAAGAAGUCUACCGAAGAGCCCAACUCUAAAACCCCAAAAACUCUUUCAUCUGCAAAUACACAGGCAGCUGGUAGUUCGUCAACGGACCCGACCUCUCCUAUCGAGAAAAGAUCUGCUGAAACAACACCAGAUCCCAGGCCCUCGACAACCUCUUCCAGUUCAGGGGUGAGCAGUCCGGUCCCAAUCAUCCCCGACGCCGAGCCAGGCAAACCCAAGAGCGCCAAAGAUAUGUAUGGUAUCAAAACUACGCAAGAACAUACCAGUGGACCAUGGCUCGCAUUUAAGCGAACCUUUAUGCAGACAUGGCGACCCAUCGGCGGGUUACCUCCGCGGGGAGCGAUAUACGUAGCCGGACUUGUAGAAGUUACAACCCCGCGUGCUUUUAUCACAAUCGACGUUGCCGCGUGGUGGGACCCGAAGACGGAGACGUUCGACAUGAAGAGUACUAAUUUUCAUCUCAAAAUGAUACGUGACAGGACGCAAAGCCCCCUAAGGUGA